CUUUGAGCCCAAAAAAGGCCCAUAGAUCAUCGAAGGCCUUUGAUAUCUGCGACGGCGAGAUCAGCUUCGUCUUCCUCCAACGCUCGAUUUAGGGAGGAUGGUGGUUUCUCCGGGGCUGCUCUCAACUGUUUCAGGCGUAAUCCGAUUGGCUCCGUCACACCGGAUUCUAAGACGCGAUGGGUUCGGACCCAUUUGCUUCAAGUUUUCUGGGGAUUUGAGUAUCAAUGGGAGAGUCAGUCAUAAACAUGUGCGUGGAAGUGGCACGGUGGGAUCUGUAGGUUCCGCUCGUGAAAGUUGGAGCUCUCAUAAGAAGCUUCCCGAAGAAGAGCCCUUAUGGCUGAGUCUUCUUAGAGACAUGGUCUGGAGCACGAGAUCUCUCUUGUCUUUCAUGGCUGAGCAACCAAGUCAGCUGAAAUACAUAGAGUGGCCAACUUUUGCAAGCACGCUAAAGACUGCUACACUGAGUCUGUGUCUGGUAGCUGUAUUCAUUGUUGCGCUAUCAUCGGUGGAUGCUGCUCUUUGUUACAUAUUGGCGUUGAUCUUGAGGAAAGCCCCAUGAGGAAGGCAACUCCAUUAUCAUUUGUCUCUUGUAGCCUUAUUGAUAGGUGAAUGUUUUUGAUGUAGAUAGAAUGCAGGAGGAUGUACUCAAAAUCAAUGUGUUUCUAAAAGUUGAAUUGAAAUGAAACCUCUCUGGUCUAGUAUCUCUCACACAUUAAGGGAAAUCCAAU
Molecule: messenger RNA, 728 nt
Organism: Arabidopsis thaliana (thale cress)
Lineage: Eukaryota; Viridiplantae; Streptophyta; Magnoliopsida; Brassicales; Brassicaceae
Exons: 5
Coding region: 98-559 (153 amino acids)
Biological process (GO): protein targeting; intracellular protein transport
Cellular component (GO): membrane
Source: RefSeq, marked reviewed